GUAAAAGUGAAAGCAGAGGCCAUUUCCUCAUUCACAGUCCCAUGUGAUGAGCCUGGCAGGGUAAACCAAACUCCUUCUCGGCAUGCAGUCAGAGCAGGAGGGGUGUUAGGGUUCACUUGGGAGCCAACCUUGGGAGGAGAAUUUGAGGGAAUUCUUGCUGCCUGCUGAUCAGUUCAGGAUUCCUGCCUAGAAAUCUCCACCAGGCGAACUCCCAUCAGCUAAGCAGAAUGAAGCUGUUGGUUUGUAUCUUCUUGGCCUCUCUUGCUGCUGCUGCUACUGCACAUCUACACUCAGACCCGACGCUGGAUAACCACUGGGAGCUCUGGAAGAAAACCUAUGGCAAGCAAUACAGCCACAAGAAAGAGGAAGGGGAACGGCGUGUGACCUGGGAAAAGAACCUCAAGCUCGUUAUGCUGCAUAACCUCGAGCACUCUCUGGGGCUGCAUUCCUAUGAGCUGGGCAUGAACCACCUGGCAGACAUGACCAGCAAGGAAGUGGCUGCUUUGUUAACUGGAGUGAAAAUUCCCCACCGACCUGACCGGAAUUCCACCUACAGGCCACGCCCUGGCAGCAAAGUGCCUGACUCCAUGGACUGGAGGGACAAAGGAUGUGUUACGGAUGUGAAAUAUCAGGGAGCCUGUGGCGCCUGCUGGGCUUUCAGUGCUGUCGGUGCCCUAGAAGCCCAGGUGAAACUGAAAACUGGAAACCUGGUGUCUCUCAGCGCACAGAAUCUAGUCGACUGUUCCACUACGUACGGGAACUAUGGCUGCAGUGGCGGAUAUAUGACCAACGCCUUCCAGUACAUCAUUGAUAAUCACGGCAUUGAUUCGGAUGCUUCCUAUCCGUACACAGCUCAGAAUGGAACAUGUCAUUAUAACCCUGCCACGCAAGCCGCCACCUGCUCCAAGUUUGUUGAGCUCCCGUAUGCCAAUGAAGCAGCCCUGAAGGAUGCCGUCGCCAAUAUCGGACCUGUGUCUGUCAUCAUAGAUGCUAGACAGCCUUCGUUUUUCCUGUAUAAGUCAGGAGUCUACGAUGAUCCACGUUGCACUGAUGGCAUGAAUCAUGCGGUUCUAGUUAUUGGCUAUGGCGCCCUGGAUGGGAAGGACUUUUGGCUUGUGAAAAACAGCUGGGGUGUAAAGUUCGGUGACAAAGGGUACAUUCGAAUGUCCAGGAAUAAAGGAAACCAAUGUGGGAUUGCCAGCUACGGUUCUUAUCCACAAAUAUAGAGGGACACUCUGCUUCAGAAUGCGCUCUGGAAACGUGGUCUCUUAAACUGCUAAUCUUAGCCUUGCUGUAAUCUAACUGCUCUGUUUGAGAACAAUGUAGAUGCUCUAAUGGCAAAAUCCUCCCAUCAGAUCCACCUGACGGACCUGAGAAAAGCAGCUGAAAUGAUGAAUGAUCAUGAUUGGCCUGGUCCAGAAUUUGGGCACUUUUAGCUCACUCUCCCUGUCCCACAGAGGUGUUUGUAAUUGAUUAAUGUCUACGCAUUGCUUUGCGCAUGUGAACUGCUAUUUCAGUGCCAGGUAUUGUCACUGCCGCUGUCUCAAAAUGUGUUGGAGUGAAGGCCGUGUCGCUAAUCCACGCCGUUUGUGGAGCAGUAGAGUUGCCAAAGCCACAUCAGAGGUGGAGAGGCGAAGUAGAUGGAUCAACACAUCCCUAGCCACAUAUAUCAAUUUUCCACAAUACAGGUCACAAAACACUCAUUAGCAAUCCGGGAGAUCAAGCAAACUAUGGACAUUCCUUGCAGGGGGUAAAGUGUUUUUCAUGGCUGCACAAAAUUGGGUUGGUAUCUUAUGCACACCAGCAGUCAGAAACCACGGAGAAGCCCAGCCACGGAACAAAGUGCUGCUGCUGUUAUAAAAUGUGUCCUGAGUGAAGUCAGCCUUUGCCACCUGCAGCGCUUGGACCAAGGACAUGGUGCAGAGAUGAAAGGCCUGAUUCUCUCUUCCACUGCACAGCCAUUUACACCUGUGCAAAGUAGGUGUAUAAUGUUGCUAAAUCAGAAUAGCAGCAGUUUUCAGCCGAGGUUUACAUGACUGUAGAUGAUGCACAGUAGCAGGGAGUCAGGCCCAAAGGCUGUAAAUGUAGCUGCAGGUAUGGGAUGAGUGACUGAAUGAGCAAGAAUGCAGGGAAAGGGUGAACCUGGAAUCCACACCCCCAGCUGCAAGUGCCAGCACAGCACGGGGAAUCACAUCUGCUGCCCUGCUCUCCUCCACAGGCCGCGGGGGAGCCCUGCUUCUGGAUCUGACUUACUUUGCCCUACUUCGGAAUAGGAUUUGCAGACACCUAUUGACUGAAUCCUUGUGGGAUACAGUUUGAGUGAGGUCACACAUCUCUACAGCACAUGAAAUUCAUUCUCUUCUCUCCAAUUCAGCAGUGAGGUUGCUAUGACGAUUCAGAUCUAAUCUCAUCUGUACACAAUGCUUGUAAUAGAAAUUACACAUCCUCUUCCAAAAGGAAAAAAAUAUAUUCAAUUGUCUGAGAGGUUUAGGCUCAGUCUGUUCAGCAGGGCAAGGUGUGGGAUACUUAGCGAGCAACAGAAAUUCAAAGCCACACUGACUACAGAUGAAACAAACUCUCAGGUCCUGAUGCUUCAAAAUCUAAUUCAUGAGGUUGGAGCCCCGAAUCUCUGCAAAGCCCUAAGAGGGCUCCAUAUGGGCAUACGGGUCCUUUUGAAUUAAUCAGGUUACAAGGUCAGGGGUAUAGUUAAUUGAAGGGAAGCCAUUAAAAAUGUGGGAUCCAUUAGUGUGUUGCAGGGCCAGGUGGAAAAACAAUCAAUGGUGGGACAUGAGUGAGAAAUCACAUCUUUGUGAAAAUUUAACCAGUUGGGGAGCUUGUCCCCAGUUAUUUCCUUAUCUUUGUGGCUGGUUUUAGCAAAAUAUAAUCCAUCAGUUGCAAAAAACCCAAAAAACAACAACCCAACAAACCCAGAAAAAAACCUACUAAUGGAUGAAUUUGGAACAACUGAGCAACGCUGAUUUCGUGAAAUAUCAUGAGAUUUGCAACCAGCACCAAAGCAUUUCUUGCCCUGGGCUAAAUUUGCAGUUGUACUUGGGAGGUUCCAUGUGGCUGUCUUGUGUCACUGCUUCCCCUCGUUUGGGG
This is a messenger RNA of Mauremys mutica (yellowpond turtle), 3102 nucleotides long. RefSeq names its product cathepsin S-like. The record is from RefSeq and is a predicted model, not a curated record. Lineage: Eukaryota; Metazoa; Chordata; Testudines; Geoemydidae. The transcript is spliced from 8 exons. Gene Ontology annotation, cellular component: lysosome. The coding region runs from base 228 to 1226 and encodes 332 amino acids. Gene Ontology annotation, molecular function: cysteine-type endopeptidase activity. Gene Ontology annotation, biological process: immune response.